Molecule: messenger RNA, 3280 nt
Organism: Camellia sinensis
Lineage: Eukaryota; Viridiplantae; Streptophyta; Magnoliopsida; Ericales; Theaceae
Product: V-type proton ATPase subunit a3
Biological process (GO): vacuolar acidification; proton transmembrane transport
Cellular component (GO): vacuolar proton-transporting V-type ATPase, V0 domain; vacuolar proton-transporting V-type ATPase complex
Molecular function (GO): proton-transporting ATPase activity, rotational mechanism; ATPase binding
Source: RefSeq, a predicted model, not a curated record
UUAGCAAACGCAACUUUAACAAGCAACGGGGAGAGUUUGGUAGGCGAUCGCAGUAGGCUUGCGUAAAGAGGACAACACGACGAACUAUUACGAAAACGCAGCGAAAGAUCACUCACCCGUACAUCCCCAAAAUCAAAUCCUGAGAGGGCCCCCAACUAAAACAAACCUCUCUCAUUGUCCUCUCACCACCUCAGAUUCGCUCGCACCGUCGUCUUCCUCCGAUUAAUUCUCUCCGGCUUCAUCACAUUGCAGUGAUCAAAUCAAAUCAAAGCAUUGCGCGAUAUGUAUAUAUGAAUCAAUCAAUCUAUGCAAAAACACGUUCACAUUCAUUGUAAUUGUAAUCGUAAUUGUUGUGAUAAUCAUUAUCGUUGAAGAAGAUGGGAGAGAAUGGAGGAUGUUUUCCGACAAUGGAUCUGUUCCGGUCGGAGCCAAUGCAGUUGGCUCAGCUUAUCAUCCCUAUUGAAUCGUCUCACCGAACCAUUUCCUAUCUCGGAGACCUUGGCCUCUUCCAAUUCAAAGACCUUAAUGCUGAAAAGAGCCCAUUCCAGCGGACAUAUGCUACUCAGAUCAAAAGAUGUAGUGAAAUGGCACGGAAGCUACGUUUUUUCAAGGAGCAAAUUAUGAAGGGAGGUUUAUUGCCCUCAUUAAGAUCUACCAGUGGUACUAACAUUAAUUUGGAUGAUGUGGAGGUAAAACUUGGAGAACUUGAAGCUGAGUUGAUGGAAAUGAAUGCAAACAGUGAGAAGUUACAAUGUGCUUAUAAUGAACUUUUAGAAUAUAAGCUUGUUCUGCAGAAGGCUGGUGAAUUUUUCCAUUCAGCUCAAAGCAAUGCUAUGGCACAGCAGAGAGAACAUGAAGCACGUCAACUUGGUGAAGGAUCUAUUGACAGUCCUCUACUCAUGGAGCAAGAAAUGUCAACAGAUCCAUCUAAACAAGUAAAACUGGGAUUUGUCAGUGGUCUUGUUCCACGAGAGAAAUCAAUGGCUUUUGAAAGGAUUUUAUUUCGUGCAACUAGGGGAAAUGUGUUUUUGAAACAAGCUGUGGUUGAAGAUCCUGUUGUUGAUCCUGUGUCAAGAGCAAAGGUUGAGAAAAAUGUAUUCGUUGUCUUCUAUGCUGGAGAAAGAGCUAAGAGCAAAAUUUUGAAAAUAUGUGAUGCUUUUGGAGCGAACCGCUAUCCUUUUUCAGAUGACAUAGGCAAACAAUAUCAAAUGAUUACGGAGGUAUCUGGAAAACUUGCAGAGCUGAAGACUACCAUAGAUGUUGGACUUCUGCACCGGAGCAAUCUGUUACACAUUAUUAGCCAGCAAUUCGAAUGCUGGAAUCUUCUGGUGAAGAAGGAGAAAUCCAUUUACCACACUUUAAAUAUGCUCAGCAUUGAUGUGACCAAGCAGUGCCUUGUGGCAGAAGGCUGGUGUCCUGUUUUUGCAACAAAUCAGAUUCAAGAUGCAAUGCUGCGGGCAAACUUGGACAGCAACUCACAAGUUGGGGCCAUAUUCCAGGUUUUGCAUACCAAGGAAUCACCACCUACAUAUUUCCGUACAAACAAAUUCACUCAUGCUAUUCAAGAAAUUGUAGAUGCUUAUGGGGUGGCUAAUUAUCAAGAAGCAAAUCCUGGUGUCUACACAAUUAUUACAUUUCCUUUCCUAUUUGCUGUCAUGUUUGGAGAUUGGGGCCAUGGUAUUUGCUUGUUUCUUGCAACCCUAUAUUUCAUAUUCAGGGAAAAGAAACUUUCCAGUCAGAAACUUGGGGACAUCAUGGAGAUGACAUUUGGUGGACGAUACGUUAUAAUGAUGAUGGCAAUAUUCUCAAUAUAUACAGGACUCAUAUAUAAUGAAUUUUUUUCUAUGCCAUUUGAACUAUUUGGGCCCUCAGCGUAUGAAUGCCGUGAUCCGUCGUGCAGGGAUGCUUCUACAGUGGGCUUAGUUAAGGUGCGUGCUACUUAUCCGUUUGGUGUGGAUCCUACGUGGCAUGGUACCCGUAGUGAAUUACCAUUCCUAAACUCACUGAAGAUGAAGAUGUCAAUCCUUAUAGGAGUUGCUCAGAUGAAUCUUGGAAUCAUUUUAAGCUAUUUUAAUGCAAAAUUCUUCAGAAAUGACCUAAAUAUCUGGUACCAAUUUGUUCCCCAGAUGAUAUUUUUAAACAGUUUGUUUGGUUAUCUUUCACUCCUGAUUAUUGUGAAAUGGUGCAUCGGUUCUAAAGCUGAUCUGUACCAUGUAAUGAUAUACAUGUUCUUGAGUCCUACUGAUGAUUUGGGUGAGAAUCAGCUAUUUUUUGGCCAGAAAUUUCUUCAGAUUAUCUUACUAUUACUGGCACUUGUUGCUGUACCAUGGAUGCUGUUUCCAAAGCCAUUUCUUUUAAAGAAACAACACGAGGAAAGGCACCGAGGGCAAUCUUACGCACCCCUUGACAGCGCUGACGACACUUUUGAAUUGGAGUCGCAUCAUGAUUCCCAUGGCCAUGAGGAAUUUGAGUUCAGUGAAGUUUUUGUACAUCAACUUAUACAUACCAUAGAGUUUGUACUUGGAGCUGUCUCGAACACGGCUUCAUACCUACGUCUAUGGGCCCUCAGUCUUGCCCAUUCAGAGUUGUCAAGCGUUUUUUAUGAGAAGGUCCUGCUUCUUGCCUGGGGGUUUAACAAUGUCAUUAUCCUUAUUAUUGGCAUUAUCGUAUUUAUUUGUGCAACCGUCGGUGUGCUUCUGGUAAUGGAAACCCUAAGUGCUUUCCUACAUGCCUUGCGGCUUCACUGGGUAGAGUUUCAGAACAAGUUCUACGAAGGGACCGGCUACAAGUUCUGUCCAUUCUCGUUUGCCUUAAUACUCCGUGAGGACGAGGAAUGAUAUAAUCUUAAAGCUUGAUUACGAUUAUUAUUAUAAUUGUUUUUUAGAUUGAUCAAAUUCAAUUCUUUCACAUGGGCAAUAUUUUAGGAAAAUACAAUGAGCAAUUGUUGGGGAUGUGUGAGAAAAUGGGUUUUUUUACCCAAUUGCCUCUCCAUUUUAGUUCUAUGAGAUGUUAGUUAUUUCUGCUGGAUUAAGGAGAUUUUACCAGUCGGUUGCCAGUUGUCUUUUUUGAGUUCAAUUGUCAGAAGACGUGGCAGUUGGCCUUAAUCUCGAGCUUUGAUCACCUGUGAUCAGGUUGUAGGGUGAUUAUUGUAUGUUGCAUUUCUGGUGUGUGUUGUUGUUUUGUGAAUAACAUUAUGCAGUUUGUUGCUGUAAAAAGAAGUGUUGUAAUUUAAUGAUUUGAUUCUAUAAAUAGGAGUAACUUGUUUAAUUGCAAGGAACAA